AAAAAUUAAAAUGGCUGACCCACAUUUGAUUGUAUCUGAUUCUAAAAGUCUCUAUAAGAAAAUGAUCGUGAUGAGUACUGUCAAUGGUAGGGACAAAACCCUUAGACUUGCACAGUACUUAUUCAUGUUCCUGAGAGGUAAAAAUACUAAAGAUACAGCAAAAAGUUUGAUCGCAAGGAUGUAUUAUACAUGAUGGCUCACCAGGAAAGUCCUUUUAAUGGGAUUCCCCUUUUAUAUUGCACAGAAGAUCAUCAAUAGAAUAAAGGCUUUUAUGGAUGAGCAACGACAAGCUGAUGAAGACUCAAAUGUGAAAGAUCCAAAUAUUGACGAAGAUGACGUCAACAUUAGACAGUUGUACCAAGAAGUCAAGGAUACCCAACCUUCCUCUACAGAGGAAUAUCUUAAGAUUCUUGAAAAGUCUACAAUUUUCGGUCUUGCUGGGCAAGAAACUCGAAUGGUUUUAACAAAAAUAAUCAAAGAUAUCUGCUAUCUGUUCAUACUACUAUUAGAUAUCCCUAUCUACUUGAAAGCAAUCAGAGUGAUCAAGAUGAUUAUGCCAGAGACUAUUGAAAAAUUGAAGAAAGCUCAGUUCUUUUUCUGGUUGAUAAAAUGAUUUGCCACAAUAAUUUAUCAAAUUGUUGAACUAAAGUACCUCAAGCAAUUCUUUGAAAAGAAUAAAUAGCGUAUACACUGAGUUAAUGUCUAACAAGGUGAAAUUAUCUACCAAUAUAAAUGCUUCGUAUGAACCGAUUAGUGGGUACCAGAUCAAUAACGAGCUCACUGCAAUGAUUAAGAAGAAAAUGCAUUUAUUAAAGAAAAAUUAUUAUAUCAGAUGAUACUCUCUUACUCACAGACUCUUUGACAUCCCCUAUGUUAUGUACUGACUUGGAUAUCCACUCUUAACAGAAAGCUGGUGGGAGAAGGGUAGAUCAAGAUUCUUUGCAGGAGCCUGUAUUCUCACCAGCUCAGUCCUUGCAAACAUGAAAUUCUUCUACCUCUAAAACGCUCAAUCACUAACGCUCUCAAGCCU
Moneuplotes crassus is the source of this 1030-nucleotide messenger RNA. Lineage: Eukaryota; Ciliophora; Spirotrichea; Euplotida; Euplotidae. The record is from the annotation of a GenBank genome assembly.